This is a messenger RNA of Bemisia tabaci, 3434 nucleotides long. The record is from RefSeq and is a predicted model, not a curated record. Lineage: Eukaryota; Metazoa; Arthropoda; Insecta; Hemiptera; Aleyrodidae.
UUCAGAGCGGUGCUCUACUCAUUGAUCAUGUUCAUUUGGAAGUAUCACGUUGUCAUCCCCUCUCGCUCAGACCCAACUUCUCGGAGAGUUGGAGAGUCGUGAGAGUCGUUCUUGUUUACGUCCGCCAUUUGUACGCAGCUAUUUCCAUUUCGUAUUUUGUUUCAUCAGUGCCCCUUCAAAUUGUUCUUUCCAUAAAUUCCUUCGGGACAGCGAGGAUUAAAACCCGUGUGAAUGCGUUCAUCUCUAUUCUCUUCGAUGAAGACUGUCGGCAUUGCCUUUGUCUAACUCGAGUAACCGGUAUAACGAUUGCGGCAUCUCAGUCUACAUUUAUGUCACACCAGCAAUAAAGUUUCCCUCGUCAAUUCAUCUUGGCAUCCAAGCCAGCUCUUGCACGCACAGUCUUGUGGUUUUACCAGCAUGUCCUCGUCAGAUGAAGAGACGCAAAGACGACCGAAGAGAUAUAAGACUUAUCUGGACCCUACCUCCGAUAAUUUUGGGGUGCCUUCCAGAAGAACUUUACUUCGAAUGGAAAAGGCUGCCACCAACCCGCUACCUGGACCAUUAAAUGUCAGGUCACCAUCACGUGUAUCUCCUGGCCACUCAGCAUCUGGACAUGAUUCUGACCAUGAGAGAUUGCAGCCAUCUUCACCCUCAGAUCCUGAUAACCCCUCUUCCAGUGAUGAUCAGGUAUCUGAUUCUUCAGACUCAGAAAUGAAUGCUAGUGACCUUUCAGACGGAGAGGGAAAUCUUGAACACCUCUUAAUAGAAGAUGAAGAGAUUUUAGAGGUAAACCCACCACCCCAAGCCCCACCAAUUGAUGAAGAAGUUCUAAAACAUAAUGCUUACUCUAAAAAGUAUGGUUUAGAUAAUGUAGUGAUUCCUACAGCACGCUUAACUAGGUUUGAAAUUUUGACGCUCAUCCAACAUUUUAACUUGCGAUUUGGUCUCAGCAAUAGAGGAGUUGUUGGCCUCAUCGAACUUGUAAAUACUCUUUUAGGAACAGAGGUUAUUCCUCCCAGUCAUUACAUUUUCCAAGAAAUUUUUUUAUCCCAAACCGAGAGAACAUUCCACUUCUACUGUCCCAAAUGCUCCCUGUACGUUUCGGCUAAUGAUCCACCCGAAAAUCUUGAGUGUACUGAUUGCCAUGCAGUCAUCAACCCCAAAACGACAGGACCCUCUACCAAUUACUUUGUAAGUCUUUCAUUGGAGAGUCAGUUAAGGAAACAUUUAGAGGAAAAUGGGCCAAAGUACAUUAAUUUUAUCAGAAAUAGACCUCAAAACGCUGAUGUUAUAAGUGAUGUAAUGGAUGGCUUAUUGUACCAAGAUCUACAUCAGGCCAAAUCUAUGUCCGAUGUAGAUUUUACCUUAACUUUUAACACUGAUGGUGCAAAUAUCGCUGAAAGUAAUUCAAAAAAUUCUGUAUGGCCCAUUCAAGUGCGGUUGAAUGAAAUUGAUCCUGUCGAACGAUUCUCCGUCAAUAAUGUAAUUCUUGCAGGAGUUGUCUAUGGCAAAACGCCAAAGAUGACAGCGUACUUAACACCUUUUAUUACAGAAUUAAAAAAACUAGCUCAUCAGGGUGUAACCUGGUUUAAUUCUGAGACGAAUGAGUUUGUCACCUCCAAAAUAUAUCUUUUAUUAACAUCGUUAGACACUCCUGCAAAAGCAAAAGUUUUGCGAAUGGUUCAGUUUAAUGGGAAGGACGGUUGUUAUUUGUGUAAACAUCCAGGCAACCUUGUUAACCGGAAUCAAGUACGAUAUGGAACUGCAGAUCAUUGUGAGGAAAAGACGAAUGAGAGUGUCAGAGCAGACAUGAUGGCUGCACUGCAAACGGGAGCUCAUGUUAAUGGUCAAAAAGGAGCAUCCCCGCUGAUAGCUUUGAAAUAUUUUUCCUUCCCUUUUGCUGUGGUGAUUGAUAUCAUGCACUCCCAUUUUUUGGGAGUUUCCAAGACCCUGAUAUCAAAAAUAUGGAUGAACUCCCAAAAAUAUAAACAUCAAGACUUUUACUUAACCCCUGAGAAGAUCCAAGAAUUAGAUGCGCGGAUCAUGAAAAUGACCCCACCAUCAGAAAUUUCUAGAGAGCCACGUUCAAUAACCCAGCAUUCCGAUUGGAAGGCAAGUGAAUGGCGGAAUUGGUUGUUUUAUUAUGGCCCAGUUGUUUUGCGAGGCAUCAUUCCGGAUAGAUAUGUCAAGCACUUUUGCCUUUUAAGUUGUUCAUUGUAUAUUCUUUAUCAGGCAGAAAUCUCACGCUAUGACCUACCCAUCGUGCAUGAGUAUUUACAAGAAUUUGUCCGCCUGUAUGAGGUGUAUUAUGGCUUAGUAAAUAUGACCUCUAACGUUCAUUCAACCACCCACCUUAAAAGUUGCGUCAUAUGGGGCGGUCCUCUGUGGGCUCAUACCACUUUUCAAUUUUAAACAGUCAAUGGAGUAAUCAUUAAUCUUGUACAUGGAACCACAGGGAUUCCACAAGAGAUAGCUCGUAGGUUCAUUACUUUUACCAAACUUCCCAAAACUAUUUCCCUCCAUCCGCCACUCAGUGACGUUGUAAUCUCAUAUUGUAAAUUUGUUUUGUCAUCGGGCUGUCCUAAUUAUAAGAAGUCUACCUCGCUUAAUGAUGCGACUAUUAUUGGUGAUAGUUGGAGAGAAAAGUUUAUUCCUACUGCUGAAGAGAGGGAAGUAAUUUCUGCAAAAUUUGAGGAAUUAGAUCUUGAAAAUUUAUACAUUAUUCAAAAAAUUAAGUACCAUAGAUCUCUCCUCACAGCUGGCUCAACAGGGAAAUACAGGAAUGAUACUGUAAUAAAGUUAAAUAAUAAUAAUUAUGCCAAAAUUUGUAAAAUAUUCUUUUCUGCUACCAAUGUAAAUCAUGUAUAUAUGUUAAUAACUGAAAUUAAUUUAAAUGAUACCACAGGAAACUCCUUCAGUUCAAAAUUCCAUAUAAAAACGUGUGAACCCUAUGCUUAUGACGAUCUGUCAAUUUGUAAUUUAUCAGAUGUUCAUAAGAAAUCCAUCUUCAUUUGUUUCAACGAGAUAGAUAAGUACGUCUCCGAUUUUCCCAACCGAUACGAGAAAGACUAAGAAUAGCUCUAGAAUGCCCCAUAGUAAUAGCUCUAGAAUUAAAGUCUCUAGUCUGAAGUCAAAAUUUAAGUAUAAUGUAUGUAAAAUGUAAAUGAAUUUUUUUUUUAAUAUUUUGUAUUACACAUCAAAAUGUGUUUAAAGUGUGCCUUAUUUAUUUUGUGCGUUUAGGUAUGUUUUUCCUCACUUGUGUGUGUCACUUAGUUUUAAAGUAUGAAUUAAUUGAUAUUUAUUUAAAAUUUUCCUUUAAGCUUGAGGAUUUUUAUACUUGUGUAAUUAACCUGUGAUAUACCUUGUGAUAAUAUUUACGUACCUAAUUAAUAAGAUUUUAAGAAAUGAAAAAUAAAAAUUUGAAUUAAGUAGCC